AUGUCGAAUUUUACUAAUAUUUUAAUCAGUAAUCUUACAGAUUCAAAUAUUCAAAUACCCAAGAAAAAUGAUCCAUUAAGAAAUGUAAAUCCAAUAUAUUCUCAAUUAUAUGAUACUUUUGAAAAUGAACCCUGGUUACCUAAUUCAUCAAAGGAUAGUACUCAAAUGAAAAUGAUAAAGACUGAUAGUGAUUUACUGUUUCAAGUAUUAAUGAUCGAAAAUAUUUCAAAAUCAAAACAAUCUCAGUUAGAUGAUUUAAGUACAAAGUUUGAUCCAAAAAAUCAACGUGUUGAUACUUUGAGACAAUCUAAAGGUCCAAAAAAAUUUGAUAUAGUUAACCAAGUGGAUUUAGAUAAAGAUGACAAUGCUACUACUUCUAAUAAUAGUAAUAACACUACAUCGACAAUUCCUUUAAAAUCAUCAUCUGACCUACAAUCUCGUAAAACUGUGUAUAAAAUAACAUUACAAACCAAAAAAAGUGAUAUUUUUUUUGCAAUUAAUACUUAUCCAAUUCAUUGGGACAAUUGUUGUGCAGGUGCAAAAUUGAUUAUUAAGAAAGGUACUAUUUUUAAUAGAGGUGUCUUUUAUUUAAAGGAAGAAUUAACUGCAAUGUGUUUUGGUUCCGUUCAUUCAUGGGUGGAACAACAAGAUUUGAAAAAAUAUUCUUAUCUUGAAGGGAAAUUGAGUAGAGAUAAUGAUGGUUUCAAAGAUGUAUCAACUUCUAGAAAGAGAAAAGCUAUAGAUAUAAGUGAGGACGACAUAUGA
This is a messenger RNA of Maudiozyma barnettii, 765 nucleotides long. It is a transcript of the gene RMI1, whose product is annotated as Rmi1p. Bases 1 to 765 code for a protein of 254 amino acids. The record is from RefSeq and is a predicted model, not a curated record. The transcript has a single exon. Lineage: Eukaryota; Fungi; Ascomycota; Saccharomycetes; Saccharomycetales; Saccharomycetaceae.